Molecule: messenger RNA, 1599 nt
Organism: Symbiodinium natans
Lineage: Eukaryota; Dinophyceae; Suessiales; Symbiodiniaceae
Source: the annotation of a GenBank genome assembly
AUGGCCCCACCAAAGGGUCCUGGAGGGUCAACCAUCACAGCCGGCUCAGAGGUGAGACUUAUAAGCAGCCUCUCCAAGGCCAUGCGCCUUUGUUUGGGCCAGGGCGGCUGGGUGCCUCAAAUGGAAGCAACACUCGGCAAGGUCGGCGUCGUGGUGGAGGUGCUUUCUUCAGGAAACUUGCGGAUCCAGUGUGGCGGCUCCCUGCGGCCGUACAUCUAUCCGCCGGCCCUCAUUGCUGAGCACCUCAAUGCACAAACGGGCUUGCCCCUCUUCGUGCUAGACCUUCAUCCACACAGUUUGGUACGGCUGGAUCAUGACGGCCAUUGUGCCGUGUGCAGACGACCGUUUGAAGGGACCAGAGAGGCCGAGAGAGAUGGGAAGGAUACUUCGCAGGAAGAGGAGGCUGCAACAGACGCGCCUCAAGAUCCUGCAGCCUUCCUCUCCGGGCCAGCAGACAGAGGCCAUACCAAUUGGCCCCCUUGCGGCGGCAUCACGGCCUGGAAGCGAGCAGCUACUUCCUUGGACACUGUCCUGUUGAAGGAUCUUAGCAGCGAUGGCAGUGUGCUGGUCUGGAUGGUGACACGGGGCCACCCAGCCCAGUGCAAGUUACAGCACGGCCCGGGCAGUAAAUGGCUCAAUGCAGUCGUUGUGGAGACGCUGCCGAACUCGAAGGUUCGCGUGCAUGUUCCGAUGGAAGAAGUUCCGGACCAGGAGCUGGAAGUGACCUCUCCAAAGCUCAAGCCGACCCGAACGGAGGCAGUUCAGUCAACCGAGAUGGUAGAUGAUAGCGCAAGCGACAUGACAUGCAGAACGACAAUCGCGGGAGAACGCGCUGAUUGCACCAAGUCUGCUUUCCACAUGGGUUGCGGGGGACGCUCUUUGGCGAACCUGUCCGCUGCUCUGCCGAUGACUGUAUGCUUGCACCUCAGACGCUUCGCAGCCUGGAGGCUGCAGGGCAUGCGAGCAGGAGCCCGGAUUCCUGAUGGUGAGGAGCCGCACCGCGUGGUGGCAUACUUCUGCCCCCGCACGGCCUUCCUGCUUUGCGAGAAGUGCAUAGAGGCAAGGCGCCAGAUCUUUCUCAAGUCACAGUGCCAGGCUGAGAUGCAUGGUGGAAUCAUGGGUGAUCAUGGAAGCCUCAAGGCCACGAAGCGUCAUGAAGGUCGCUGCAAAGCGAAUUCUUGGUCUUUGCAGCCGGUCGCAGCAGGUGGUGCUGUCGCCCUGGCUCUUGAUGCAGCCCGUGCCAGCUUCGACGUGCUGCAGUUCUCCGCCGUUCAGGGAUCACCGGGAGCCACCUGGCAGCCAAGGCAAGGCAUGCCAUUGACUGCAGCUCCCCUGAAAAGGGGCAAGCAGGGGCGCCUGCUGGUCAACGUGCCUUUCGAGUCACGCAGCCAGCUGGAUGAGGAGAGUUCGGAUGCUUACUCCAGCGCUGCACACCUCUAUGAGCUCUUCACCGGACGCAGCAGAAAGCCGGAGCCCACCGAAGAGGAGGAAGACGAUGACGACUGGCGUGAAGCUGAGCUGGUAGAGGAGGAGCAGGAGGCUGUGCAGGUGAAGAUGCUCCAUGGUGGCAUCCGACUCUCUGUGCUGAAGGCCUUGUAG